CUACCAAAUUAAGCAUACUACUAAUUACAAGAUUCUUUACUUCCACCAUCGAUUUUGUCUCAAAAUCCAACACCCAUACUUUCAUAUUUUCUUAAUUCAUUACAUUAAAACCAACUAACCAAAAUUCUCCCUAGUCCUACCUCUCAAAAAUUUCAAAAAAUGUGUCACCCCAACACCUUCACAACCUACAUUUUCUCUAUUAUACUCAUCAUCUUAACCUUUGUCACGUUAACCUCCUCCCAAUCCUCCCUUUGCAGGACCUCCUGCGGAGGGAUUCCGAUAAACUACCCUUUAACGAUCGACGAUGGUUGCGGUAGCCCAUACUACCGCCACAUCUUGGUAUGUUUUGGAGACGUCCUCCAGCUCCGGACCCCCUCAGGAAGGUACCCGGUUAAGGCGAUCAGCUAUUUGGAUUCCCACAUUUUGGUCUUAGACCCGCUUAUGUGGGCGUGCAAGGAUGAGGACCGGUUUCGCCCCACUAGGCCUUUUAGCCUGGAUAGUAGCACCCACUUGUCUCUCUCCAACCAGAAUGAGUAUCUCUUCUUCAACUGCAGCCCAGAUAAGGUCAUCAUGGAGCCUAGGCCGAUGUUUUGCGAGAGAUUUCCUGACCGUUGUGACACAACAUGCGAUCCCGCAAGUUACUUAUGCCGGCAUUUCCCGCAAUGUGCACCCAAUAAUAAGGCCUUAAGAGACCUCUCUUGUUGCUCCUACUACCCCAAGGCCACCGAUUCCUUAAGGAUGAUGCUCAAGCAUUGCGCUACUUACACUAGUGUUCAUUGGAACGGCGUUGGCGGCCUCGGCACCUCUCGACCCUAUGAUCAGGUGCCUGAGUAUGGCGUGAGGGUCGACUUUGAUAUCCCUGUUACGUCGAGCUGCCUUCGCUGCCAAGACGGUGCCAAGGGUGGUGGUACUUGUGGGUUUGAUACUGCAAACCAGGACUUCUUAUGCUUGUGCGAGGAAAAGAAUGUUACUACUUAUUGUAAAGAUCAUCAAGUUAAAACACACAGUGGACAUGGAAGAGCAGUUGCAGGAACGGUGACAGGAGCUUCAAUUGCAGGAGGAAUAGGCAUUGGAGCGGGCAUAUGGUACUUGAAGAAAGUAAGAGCAAAAGCACCAGUUACACAUGGUGUCCAAACCAAUGAGAAUAGAGUUUUCUAGUAAAAUUAUGAAUAUUUACUAGCAUUAGCGUAUUAUGCCUUCAUAGUUCAUGGUAUUAGUGUGCAGCAAAAAAGAAAACAACAUUUUUGGUCCCAUUUCUUAUUCCUAUAUGUACAAUCUAUUAGAAAAGUAUAGUAUAUAUCAUAUGAUAUAAUAGUAGCUAUUUUGUAAUUGAAUUGCUCAAUGGUUAGGUUGAGAUGAUACGUGGACCAAUUUUUUUAUUUUUGUGUAUGUUUGUUUGAUAAUGCACGCCAAUGAUCAUUAAUAAUUAUAGUAGUUAGUGACG
Molecule: messenger RNA, 1444 nt
Organism: Beta vulgaris subsp. vulgaris (sugar beet)
Lineage: Eukaryota; Viridiplantae; Streptophyta; Magnoliopsida; Caryophyllales; Amaranthaceae
Exons: 4
Coding region: 160-1158 (332 amino acids)
Molecular function (GO): polysaccharide binding
Source: RefSeq, a predicted model, not a curated record